Messenger RNA from Plasmopara halstedii, 1566 nucleotides. Its product is annotated as mRNA splicing factor. NCBI's taxonomy places the organism in Eukaryota, Oomycota, Peronosporomycetes, Peronosporales, Peronosporaceae. The record is from RefSeq and is a predicted model, not a curated record. The transcript has a single exon. The coding region runs from base 1 to 1566 and encodes 521 amino acids. Gene Ontology annotation, molecular function: protein binding; ubiquitin protein ligase activity; zinc ion binding. Gene Ontology annotation, cellular component: U2-type catalytic step 1 spliceosome; cytoplasm; Prp19 complex. Gene Ontology annotation, biological process: mRNA splicing, via spliceosome; protein ubiquitination; DNA repair.
AUGCUGUGUAGUCUAAGUGGUCAAGUGCCCGUCGAGCCUGUGGUGUCGCUCAAAUCAGGUCAUGUGUUUGAAAAGCGUCUUGUGCUUAAAUAUCUAGAGCAGAAUCAGCACCGCUGUCCCAUCACGGGCGUUGAGCUCAAUAUCGAUCAGGAUUUCCUGACGUUGCAAGCCGCCCCGACGUCCAUAACAGUAAAAUCGACAGCAUCGACGUCUAUGGCUAUCGCACCCGAGGCUUCUAGUAUUCCACAACUUUUAUCUACAUUUCAGAAUGAGUGGGAUGCUGUCAUGCUUGAGACCUUUACACUGAAACAACAUCUGGAACAAACGCGUCAGGAAUUAAGUCACGCAUUGUAUCAACAUGAUGCUGCCUGCCGCGUCAUUGCGCGUCUCAACGCAGAAAAUGCUACGCUCAAGGAACGUCUGACCUCAUUAUCGUCAGGACAGCAGGAAGAUGUAGAAAUGCAUGAUGGCGCUACACUUGCACCUGAAGUGUUGGCCACUAUUGAAGCGAAGCAGAAAGAAUUGGCCAAAAAGCGCAAGGAUUUCAAGAAAAAAGAAGGACCGCAAAAGGCUGCACUCCUCAGUGAUCUAGUUAACUGGCAUAUGGUUUCUAAUCACACACUGCACGAUUCAGACAAGCCUGGUGUCACGUGUAUAGCCAUUGACAAUAAGCGGCCAACAUUAGUGGCUACGGGUGGUGUUGAUAAACAUGCUAAACUCUUUGACACGGACAAACAGCAGGUUGUGGCGACACUUACUGGUCAUAGCAAGAAACUAAGUCAUCUUGAGUUCCAUCCAAUAGCAGAUUUGAUCCUCACAGCUUCAUACGACACGACUGUAAAGCUGUGGACCUUACAAGGAGACGAAUACAGUGUUGCUUACACGCUUGGAAACUUUGAUGAUGCUGUAAUCAGCUCAUCAAUUCAUCCGACAGGCAAUUACGUCUUAUCUGGUUCUAUGGAUGCAACAUGGGCGAUCCACGAUGUCCGUCGUGGUCAAUUGCUCUCUCGCUACACUUUAAACGGCGAGCUGGCCAUGCCUAAUGUAUCAUCAAAUCAGUCUCUAAAAGCAGCGAAUGAGACACGUUGUGUUCGUUUUCAUCCAGACGGUGGUAUCUUUGGCACUGCAGCAAAGAGCAAAUUGGUGCAAAUGUGGGCCGUUAAUACGCUAUCGAACGUGGUGACGUUUGAAGGCCAUGCGGCUCCUGUAACAGCGCUAAGCUUUUCCGAGAAUGGCUACUAUUUAGCGUCCGGUUGUGAAAAUGGUGUUGUCAAGCUUUGGGAUUUGCGCAAGGCUACGAGCUUUUUUGAACUCGACUUGAAAAAGCAUCAGCCCGAACUUAAUUUGGGAGUGAUUCACUCAAUAAACUUUGAUGCCAGUGGUACGCACCUUGCAGUUGCAAGUGCACAGAGUGUGCAAGUGCUAAAGGAAGUAGGCAAGAACCAUUGGGAAGUGAUCAAGACGUUCAACGAUCAUAAAGCGGUUGUUACGGGCGUACAAUUCGCACCGGACUCAAGCUUUCUGGCAUCUACGUCUAUGGAUCGUUCGCUUAAGAUCUAUCGAUAA